ACACGUCACGUGUGCGACCCGUUGCCCUAGCGACCUGUGCCUGGAUCUUAGGCUGCGCCGCAACCGACCAGCCUUCCUUCUAGAGAUCUGUUGGAUCCAGACGCUGGGAUAUGGCUGUGUCCUUCCGCGGCCUGUCCUUAUCGGUUCACCCCGAGGGCUUGAGCGAGGUGGACAAGAACUCAGGGGAGCCUGAGAACACCUAUAUUCUGAGGCCCAUUUUCCAGCAAAGGUUUAGACCCUCUGUGGUUAAAGACUGCAUCCAUGCUGUGCUCAAGGAAGAAUUGGCAAGUGCUGAAUAUUCUCCAGAUGAAAUGCCUCAACUCACAAAACGGCUGUCAGAAAUGAUUAAAGAUAAGCUAAAAGAAUUGGGAUAUGACCGGUAUAAGAUGGUGGUGCAAGUGGUGAUUGGAGAACAGAGGGGUGAAGGAGUAUUCAUGGCGGCUCGCUGUUUCUGGGAUGCAGACACGGACAACUAUACUCACGAUGUUUUCAUGAAUGACAGCUUAUUCUGUGUUGUCGCAGCGUUUGGUUGUUUCUACUACUGAGUCUUUGGAAAAGUGUGACUUCAAGGAACCUUAACUUUUUUAUAUUGUUAAAUUUCCUGACCAAAUAAAAACAAGUUGGCACUUUGGUACCUAAAAUCUGUUAAGUUGUAUAUGUUUAAAUGGCUUGGUUUUAUUAUGUUAUCUCUGCCCUUUCUACAUUUGGAAAUUAUAGAGAAAAAGGAGGGGAAAAUUCAUUUUAAUAUUUCAGAUGACUAGAUAGUUGGGUAUAUUUUCUAUUCAUUGUUCCUUAUAAGAUGUAAAAAAAAAAAUCAUUUAUAAAAUAAAUUGUGUGUUUUCACCCCUUA
Messenger RNA from Mus pahari (shrew mouse), 850 nucleotides. RefSeq names its product Tctex1 domain containing 2 (gene Dynlt2b). Gene Ontology annotation, molecular function: dynein intermediate chain binding. Gene Ontology annotation, cellular component: cytoplasm; cytoplasmic dynein complex. Gene Ontology annotation, biological process: microtubule-based movement. The transcript is spliced from 5 exons. Lineage: Eukaryota; Metazoa; Chordata; Mammalia; Rodentia; Muridae. The record is from RefSeq and is a predicted model, not a curated record. The coding region runs from base 111 to 545 and encodes 144 amino acids.